This is a messenger RNA of Anarrhichthys ocellatus (wolf-eel), 3931 nucleotides long. RefSeq names its product coiled-coil domain containing 92 (gene ccdc92). The transcript has 3 exons. NCBI's taxonomy places the organism in Eukaryota, Metazoa, Chordata, Actinopteri, Perciformes, Anarhichadidae. The record is from RefSeq and is a predicted model, not a curated record. Bases 2589 to 3575 code for a protein of 328 amino acids.
GCUCACUUUAAUAUAUAUUGUGUUGUUGUAGCUUCGUUAGCUGUCCAGCUAGGCUAGCAUAAUUAAAGCCCCACGCAACGUUACUUCCUCUGUGUGGGGAAAUUAUUUAAUUCAAAGACAUUUUAUUAGAUUUCCUAUAUUUAAUAUCACGUAACCCAGUUGCAUGUAGGAUGCAUUUAUCCAAUUGCCAUUCCUCAAAGUAGGUUGACUUCAUUGAUAUUGUAACCUAUAUAAAGGGUUAGUCAAGUCUGUUGUUAUUCACCAGGGUGGCAGCUACUAAUGUGUGCUCACUGUUGCUAAAUUACGGACUUUUAUUGGAAUUAAGUCCUGUUUUGGUCGAUUCAACGUAUGCCGAAUUUUCCAGAACUCCACCACAAUGCCAUAACCAGUGUUUAUACCCUUCGAUUGGAUCAUUUCCUGUCGUGUAUAGCAGGGUGUUACUUGGGUGACGGAUUGUAAAAGGGAGUAUGGUGCGUUCAAUAGAGAAUAGCACAUAUUGAGACUAGCUUGUUGUCGGUUCUGGAGACUGGACAGCUCCUCCCUGGACAGCUGCAGAACAUAACAUUAUAGCUGCAAGGACAAGUCUUUGUCAUGGCAUCCUACAGUGCAUCACUUCAUAACACAACAAGGAAAGUGAAAUGCGUUGCCAGUUUCCGGGUUUACGACCACCAAUGUUUUGUUUGAUACCGGUAAAGAAGGUUAUGUCCUGGAUGACAUCGCUGUCAGUAGCUCAAAAAUAACAUGUGUGCGUGUGUGUGUGUGUGAGAAGUAAUGAUCAUCUGGCAGCUACUGCCAGGACGAGCACCGCUCUGCUGUGAGAUGUGGGUUUGGGGUGCUGUCCGCAAUGCAGGUGCUGAAAUUGAAAGUGCCGUGGAUCGUAAUCCCUGCCGGAAAACACGUCGCAUAGGCUUUGUUUUUAAUGGCUGAACUGGUUCAAUUGUAGUUGUUUAUCUGUUUUGCCAUAUUUUAUAUUAUUAUUGACGUGGCAGACGUUUAGAUGUUAACGUUUUCUUAAACAUAAACGUGUGCUAGGAGUAGGUUGAUGUUAGUCUUAAAUGCAUUUACUUGCAGAAAAAUAUUGAAGAUAUGCUAAGAAAAGCGAUAGCUUCAUGACAGGAAGACUAGUGACUGCUUAGCUCUUGUUUAGGCUAAAGAUGGUAGCUAAUGUUUCAUGUUGCUGCAGUUCAUUGAUUAUUUAUGUUCUCUGUAUAAGGAAAUAAGUGGUUUGUGUAUUAGGAAAAGAAAGACAUGGGUCACACUGGUUUGACAUUAAUCUGUUAGAUUUGCAUUUACCCCCUUAAUUGUUUCUGAACAAAGGGAAAUCAACGUUAUUGUCUGUGUCUAAUUCACUAAAGUUGUAUACUCCUUUGUACGCGUGUCAUCUCCACGCUAUGUCAUGAGCCAUUUGUGGUGAGGUCAUGUCUGUGCAAAUAGAAAGCUAUCCAAGCUAUUCUAGAAAAGAGCUGCGAUGAGAUAAAUGCUUGCAGUGCAGGGUUUAUCGGAAAGACGCCACAUUGCUCAUCAAUAAUAGAUCAUCUCUUCAGCUUUUAGGAUGCAUCAUUGGUUCUAUUUGUGAUUACCAGUUUGUGUUUUGAUUAUCACAUGCUUUCCUUUUCCUCUGUAAGCCAUGAAAGAAAAAUGCCACACAGAAGACUGUGAAGUGUGUCCAGCGAGGUGUCAUGAGAUAUAUUAUUUAUGUUAAGAGAGCUGAUGAUGUAAGAGUGAGAAGCUCUGGGAUGUUUUAUUGAAGCACACUUGCGUAUGCACGGAGAAAGAGAAAAGGCUUUCUCCGCACUCAGAAGGGUUGUUGCAGGGAUCAAUGUGCUCUCAACUCUCCGCCCGGUACAGUUGUCUGGCAGAUGAUGAGGAUGUUACUGAGUGAUUGUAUCUCUCACUCUGAAUCUCUGAAUCUCUCACUCUGGAGACAAGGACAUCGAGGGGCGUGGAAGGUUGGGCCUCCUUGAGACUGCAAGCCUUCAUGCCACACCCAGUGUCAUUGUGUUCCACUUUGUUUUUGUUUUUGGUCUUUGUUGUUAUUUUACACUGCUCACUCUCAGAUCAAUAGCUUCAUGUCAGUGAUUGGUUGAUAAUUACAGCACGCGAAAAUGGAGUGCUCCUAUUUCUGGAUCAAUUAGGAUCAAUUAGCCUUUUUCUGCUACAGUCUGAACGUAGCAUCGACCCAGCUUUAGUAAUGAUGAUAGCGUACACACCUUUUCUGCAAAUUAAGAAAUGUGCAUCCUCACCUUUUCCUCAGCAUGUUUGCUAAUUGCUCAUUUUUACACUUGCUUGGUUAGUUGAAGUGCCAAAUGGCCUCCAUUGUGAAUGUGUUUGAUGGUAUUAUCCAAUGGUAAUGAAGUCGAUAUGUCAUCUAAAGCAGAUCUUGGCUGACAGAGCAAAGUGUGAGUACAUCCCUAAACCCAGCUGUUGAAAGGCGAAAGGGUGAGAGCUACCGGCCUGUUUGCCAGAUGGACUGACUUUACGUUUAUCGUCUUCUCCUUCUCUCUCUUGUUCUCUGUCUCUCCUUGUUUUCUGUCCACCUGUGUGUCUGGAGGUCGCAAAGUCUGGUGUGUGUCUGAACACUAUCAGCCAUGGCAUCAGCAAAUGUUCCACUGGAAAAUCAGCUGCACAGUGCACAGAAAAACCUGCUCUUCCUCCAGCAGGACCAUGCCAGCACGUUGAAGGGGCUACACGCAGAGAUUCGCAGAUUACAACAGCAAUGCACAGAUCUGACAUAUGAGCUCACUGUGAGAGGCUCUGAUCCCUCAGACAGCAGUGAAGUCCGCUGCAGGGAGCUGCAAAGGAGAUGUGAGGAGCUCGAGGCCCAGCUGAAGAAGAAGGAGGAGGAGAACACCGAGCUGCUCAGGGACCUUGAGCAGAAGAACGCGAUGAUCUCUGUCCUAGAAAACACCAUUAAGGAGAGAGAGAAGAAGUACCUGGAGGAGCUCAAGAUGAAGAGCCACAAGCUGGCUGUUUUGUCCGGGGAGCUGGAGCAAAGAGCGAGCACUAUUGCUUACCUAACCUCACAGCUUCACGCCACCAAGAAGAAGCUGUUAGCCGGCAGUUCGUCUGAGGCCAGCCCCAACGUUAGUCCGGUCACUUCAUACAAGCCCACGCCUCCACCGGCCAAGGACAGGCAACCUGAAACCCCACGGCGACGCAUGAAGAAGAGUCUCUCCCAGCCUCUUCACCCAGAGUUGACUGAGGUGUAUCGGCUUGGCCCGGACGGCCGGCGGUUGGUUCUGCGGGAGACGGUAGAUGCCAUGCCAGACCCCACGCCCUUCCUGCAGGCCGGGAGAGACUCUCCUGAACCACAGGUAGUUCGAGAACGGCCUGCCGUCAUCCCUCCUAUUGCCUCCGAGCGCUCCGCUAUCACUCCCCUGGGUGCUACGGCCAGCCCCCGACACAGCCCCGCUCGGGACCGUCAGUACAGGGCUCACGUGGGCGUGGCGCACCGCAUCCCACAUGGCACCCCUCCCAUGGCCCCACCGCAGGCAGAGCUGGAGACACUGGCAGUGGACCAGGUCAAGGAGGAGAAGGUUGUGCGGAAGCGCUCGGGAACCGACAGAACAGUUUAACACUGCAAUGUUAACAUGCACAUACACACGCACACACGCACACGCACACACACAUCUACUCUAAACACAAUGCAAGAGCAGGAAGGAGCCUGAUCCACUGUGUAGCCUGCUUUUUACGCAACACUGCAAUAUGAAAAAAGUAAAAGAUUAUAAUUUUGUUCAUGGUAUUCCAUAAAGACUUUUGUUUUUCUUAAUAUACAUUAGAAAAUGACUACUAUAAAGCAUGCCAAAUGUUUCUUAUUUUGCAACCAAUGAGAUCUUGUAUAAUACACAUCUUGACUUUCGCUUCGACUUUCUCCUCAUUCUGUCUCAUGUGAUGCAUACAACCAAUUCUCAGCCAAAUAUCUGCAUCAGUG